Molecule: messenger RNA, 365 nt
Organism: Symbiodinium necroappetens
Lineage: Eukaryota; Dinophyceae; Suessiales; Symbiodiniaceae
Source: the annotation of a GenBank genome assembly
GCAGCGAUCUCGAGCUCCUUUCCCCCAGCGACUGCGCCUGGCACUCUCGUGCCAACACUGGCCCAGUCCUAUCCGUCACGGGCCAGGCCCGUGCAGGCUUGGUCUUGGAGGUGCCACUCGAGGAGCUUCCAAGAGCAACCGAGCAUCUUGUCCUUGCCUCUGUCGGGCGGACAGAUGGCGUUGGAGGAUGGCUUUGCCUUUCCGUGGGGGCCCCGCCGCAUUCGCAGCACCAGUGCACUCGGAGCCACCCCGGCAAGGGCUCUGCACAGGGCUCUAUGCUCCUGGUGCUGUCGCGAUCUCCGAGGGCUUGGCUGCUUCGAGAAAUGGUGCCCAACCUUGGCUUCAGCCUCGAGCAACAGGCAGGA